Messenger RNA from Funneliformis geosporum, 264 nucleotides. NCBI's taxonomy places the organism in Eukaryota, Fungi, Glomeromycota, Glomeromycetes, Glomerales, Glomeraceae. The record is from the annotation of a GenBank genome assembly.
AUGCGACAAUUUGCAUUAAGUUUUUGGCGUUCGCUUAAUGGUAGUAAAUUCGCUUUUAUUGCAACGCCUGCCAUCAAUAAUAAAAGGUUAAUUUCGACACAUUUAAUGCCAACGAUUCCAUUCAAACGAGAAAUAAAAGUAAAAGAAAUCGGUGUAUGUGGACAUAAGUAUGUAUUUGCAAGAACAACCGAAACCACAAACACAACAACAGCAGCUUUCAUUUGGCGAAGUCAUCCAUUUGAAUUCAUUUUUACUCCACAAUAA